Molecule: messenger RNA, 1119 nt
Organism: Prosopis cineraria
Lineage: Eukaryota; Viridiplantae; Streptophyta; Magnoliopsida; Fabales; Fabaceae
Product: transcription factor bHLH148-like
Biological process (GO): regulation of DNA-templated transcription
Molecular function (GO): protein dimerization activity
Source: RefSeq, a predicted model, not a curated record
UUCUUUAUAAGCGUCAGCCUCCGUUCGUCUCAGCGUCGGGACUCCUAAUAAGUGAAGCGACACCUCACCCACUCCGUCCCGUUCCGAGGCAGCAGCCCCACCACCAGCACCACCACAUCCUUCAUUCUUUCUCUGUUGGAUUAUAUCUGAACCCCUUUCUUCACCUUCCUAUUUAUUCAUCCCUCCUUCUCUUCCUUCCAGCCUCCUGAUUCUUCCAUUUUUCCCUAACCCCUAUCCGAAUCACUCGAUUCUCUCUACCCUUCCAUUUGAAUCUCACAAAACCGUACCUUCUGCCUUUUUCUUUCAGGCCAGCAUACGAGAUUUCCUGCUUCAGAUGGCCUCGUCUCUGAUCUCGAACCCCAUCACCGCCACAGACCGGUCCCGUGACCCUUCCAAAAGGGAGAAGAAGAAGAAGAAAGCUCAACUCAAGCAACAGCUUCAGGAACAGAACCAUAUCAAAUGGAAGUCCCCGGCUCAGCAGCAAAUCUACUCUUCCAAGCUCCACCAGGCCUUGCCAGAGUCAACCUCGGUUCCCCUGGUUCCUCCACGUGACGCGCCUCGCCGCGGUAAAGCCGUCCGGGAGGCUGCCGAUAGAGUCCUCGCCUUCACUGCCAAGGGGAGGACCCGGUGGAGCCGAGCCAUACUCACCAAUAGGCUCAAGCUGAAGUUCAGGAAGCACAAGAGACAGAGAGUCACGGCGGCGGCUGCCGGCGUGACCCGGUCGAAGAAGCCGAGAGUUAGCGUUCUCCGGCUGAAGGGGAAAAGCUUGCCGGCUGUUCAGAGGAAAGUGAGGUUUCUGGGCCGGUUGGUCCCCGGUUGCCGGAAACAGCCAGUGCCGGUGAUAUUGGAGGAAGCCAUUGAUUACAUAUCGGCGCUCGAAAUGCAAGUCCGGGCCAUGAGCACUCUCGCUGACCUUCUUUCUGGGUCAACUGCUUCCGGCGUCGGCUCGAGUUCCUCGGCGCCACCCAGCGGAUGACACGACUCACUGGGCCCAUAUGCCAGUUGUCUUUCCUUUUUUUUUCUUGGUUCCUUCUCAAAAAAGAUAUAUUAUUAUUAUUUGCCUCUCAUCCGCUCUCUCUUGCUCUGUCUCUUGCAAGUGAAGCUCUCUGUUAAAGUACA